Molecule: messenger RNA, 799 nt
Organism: Phragmites australis (common reed)
Lineage: Eukaryota; Viridiplantae; Streptophyta; Magnoliopsida; Poales; Poaceae
Exons: 2
Coding region: 68-598 (176 amino acids)
Biological process (GO): nucleoside triphosphate catabolic process
Molecular function (GO): nucleoside triphosphate diphosphatase activity
Source: RefSeq, a predicted model, not a curated record
UCUCUCUUUUCGCUACGAGGAGAGAGAAGGGGAUAAAUUAAAAAACAAAAGAAAGUAGCGAGAGGAGAUGAACCGUGCGGAGGUGGACAUGGAGGGGGCGGAGAAUGGCGGCGCCGGUGGUCGUGAUGGUGAGGAGGCGGCAGCGGCGGUUAGCCUGGAGGCGCUGCGGAAGCGGAUGGCUGACUUCGCCAGGGAGAGGGACUGGGAGCAGUUCCAUUCCCCCCGGAACCUCCUCCUCGCCCUGGUAGGGGAGGUGGGGGAGCUAUCUGAGAUAUUCCAAUGGAAAGGGGAGGUGCCCAAGGGGUUGCCAGGCUGGGACGAGGCUGGGAAGGAGCACUUGGGCGAGGAGCUCGCCGACGUGCUCCUCUACCUGGUCCGGCUGUCAGACAUGUGUGGCAUCGAUCUUGGCAAGGCUGCCCUGCACAAGAUGGAGAUCAAUGCGCACAAGUACCCAGUCGGCCAGUGCAAGGGCUCAUCCAAAAAGCACACCUGCUACAGCUACAGCUCCAAUAACAACGUUAGCGCCAACAACAACGCCACCAACCUCACUUCAAACAAGGAGCAGAACAACAGUCUGAAAAGACUUGGAGCUCCAUGAAUGUUAGCUUAGCUGGUUCUUGCUUUAUGUGAUCUAGGUUAUGCUGAUGAAUGGGUACAGGGAUGCUCUAUUUUGGUGGUUAAGAAAGAAGUCUGGUUGUGUUCGAGUUCCCCUCUAUAUUAGAUGCCUAAAGAACCAACUGUUAGCCACAAGCCUUGUAGGCUACAUAUCUAAUUGGACUGGUAUUUAGCUUCUGCUUAA